This is a messenger RNA of Rhineura floridana, 2290 nucleotides long. RefSeq names its product transforming growth factor beta regulator 4 (gene FASTKD4). Gene Ontology annotation, biological process: mitochondrial RNA processing; regulation of mitochondrial mRNA stability. Bases 190 to 2079 code for a protein of 629 amino acids. Gene Ontology annotation, cellular component: mitochondrial matrix; ribonucleoprotein granule. The transcript is spliced from 11 exons. Gene Ontology annotation, molecular function: RNA binding. The record is from RefSeq and is a predicted model, not a curated record. Lineage: Eukaryota; Metazoa; Chordata; Lepidosauria; Squamata; Rhineuridae.
CUGUGCCUCUAUAUUCUCUAUCAACGUCUAUGGGGAAAAUGGCGCUUUGACGCGGAUGAAGUGAUGCGGUCGGCGCGCGACGCUCACCUCAACCGAUGCCUUGCGGGUAGAACCUUGGAGAUGAGUUGAUGCCAGUCCAGCGCCCCUCUCCUUUCCAUCCUCCUCACCCCCUGCAGGUCUUGCUAUAAAAUGGCAGCUAAGCUGCUGCAUCGUUGGUGUCAGCUUUACAGGGUCCCAUCGCCCUUGUGUGUCCGAGCGCACCUGAUCUCCUCAGGAGGCAAGGUGGCCAUGGCCAGAGGACCACCCCAAACCCCUUUUGCCCACUUGGCCACGUUUAGCCUCUCGAGGCCCACAGACAAACUCUCAGUCAAGGAGCAGGUGUACAGGACUCCCCCCGAGCGUGACGAUUUGGGGGACCUCAUUGGCACAUCAACCACCACAGAGAACCUCUUGGAUUUAGAGAAGCUAUACCCAAUUAAUGGGAAUGAAGCAGCCAUGAUCAUCAGCCGGCUCUCCCGCUUGGUGGUAGAGGCAAAAUUGGACCCAGAUGGCAUCUUGAAGGAUGAGCGCUUCCACCGCCUGCUUCAGAUCACACACAAACAGGUUUCUCAGGUCUACAACACGGCCUUGGUGAACCUCCUGAAGGGACUCUACGUGCUAGGGCUGGAGCGGAGCCAGCUGGAGGUGCGCUCUGUGGAGCAGGAGGUGCGCUGGCGGAUGAGGCGGAUGACCUUCAAGCAGCUCGCCUUCCUGACUGACCAUGUGGCCACCAGCGCCCCUCAGGUCGAGCUUCUGAGCGACCUGUUGAAGCAUCUGGAGCUGCGUUGGACGGAGAUUGAGGACCCAAAGAUGGUGGCGAUGUUGAUGGCUAGAGUGGGGGCUCUCUCCCCAGCACUGAUGGAGCGGCUGGAGGAUAAGGCCCUGGAGUUGGCUGAGCAGUUCAGCCCCGAGGAUAUUCGGAAAGUCGCCGUGGCCUUAGCGCUUCAGAACCGCCGUUCCAUCCCCCUGCUCCGGGCCAUGUCGUACCACUUGGUCCAGAAGCACUUCUCUUUCAGCACCAGGAUCCUCCUGGACCUGUCUUUUGCCUACGGGAAGCUGAAUUUCCACCAGAGCCAGGUGUUCCAGAAGAUUGCCUCAGACCUCCACCCCCGUGUGCCAGAGCUGACCCACGGGGAUGUCGUGCGCUGCCUCAAGUCCUUCGCUUACCUGAAGUGGCUCAACCUACCCCUCUUUGAGGCCUUCGCCAAGUACACCAUUGACAGUGCCGGCAAAUUUUCCCCCGUCCAACUUGGCAAUAUCGUCCUUGCUUUUGCUCGCUUGAACUUCCAUCCCAGCUGCAGGGAGGACUUCUAUAGUGCGAUCCACAAGGGGAUGGACAGCCAUUUGGACGACUUAGACCCACCCCUGCUGCUGGACCUGGUGUGGUCAUUGUGCGCGCUGCAGGAAGCGAAGGCUGCCCAUCUGCAAAAAGUGCUGGUGCCGGAGUUUCACACUCACUUCUUAGGUGAUCACUCGGCAAAAGGGCAGAACUCCCGGCUCAAACUGAUCCACGUCAACACCACAGCCCGGCUGGAGUGCACCGACUACAAGGGGCCGUUCCUGCCGCCUGAAGCCCUGGGCAUCAAGGAGCUUCAAGGGGGCAGGAAGGUGACCCCCCUGCAGAUCAGUCUCAAAGAAGCCGUGGAGAAAGUUGCUGGAGACCAGGCGAGAGUGCGCUGUGAGGUGGACACCAUCUGGGGCUGGCUGCUUGACGCCGAGAUGGUGCUUGACUCUGACAACCAGCCCCUUCCCGUGACUGACUUUGUUGCUCCUCACCUGGCCCGGUCCAAGGGCUCUAAACCUCUCCCGUCCAAGGCCAGAAGGCUUGCCUUCCUCAGAUGGGAUUUCCCAGACUUCAGCAACCGGAGCAAAGACCUGAUGGGGCGCUCCGCCAUGGCCCGGCGGCACAUCCAAGCCGCUGGUUUCUUGAUUGUUGACGUUCCCUAUUACGAAUGGCUCGACUUGAAGUCGGAGUGGCAGAGGACAGCCUAUCUCAGGGACAAAAUGAGCAAAGCGGUUGCUGAAGAGAUGGCGAAAUAGUUUGGGGGCCGGAGGGACAUAAACACCAAGGCAAUUUCAGGGUUAACUCCUUGACUGCUGCGUAGAAGGGAUUCUGCCUGUCUUUAUAUCCAUAAUCUAAUUGGUGAUGCUGUGAAUGGGAGGGAGGGAGGAUCUCCGGACACACGGAGGGGGCCCUUUCCGCUGUGUACAUAAAUGUGUAUUUGAAUAAACAGUCCGGGUCACGCUUUCA